GCAAGUGUCCUAGCGACACUGGCGACUGUAUGGUUCCCCAGUGUCCAUUACAACGACAGAGACGGCUCCGAGACCUCGGUGUUCUGCUAUGUAAAAGACAUGUCGAAUAAGACGGGGUAUCACGUGGUGCCCGACGCUCUCUCCCCAGAGCGUGUGGCAGACUUUAUGAACUGGGGCCAGCCCUUUUUAGUGACGUCUGUUAGUAACGACUGGCCGGCAACAAGGCUUUGGAGCCAUACCUACUUUCAGCACAUGUUCAAAAAUCACGAUCUUUUCUCGUCAACAUUUUCAACUACUGAACUUCCGCAGUUUGAUGAUGACUAUCCUAAUAAGGCCAUCUAUUAUGGCAUCUUUCUUAACAGUCAGACCCUAGCAGCCAUGGUUGCUAGGGACUAUGAAUAUCCUUCCUUUAUUCCUGACCAGCUUAGGCUGCAAGGUAAUGAGUGGAUCCACUGGGGACAACCUCCCUGUGGUGCCAAGAGACAUGUUGACCUCACGUGCACUGGGAGGGUGUCUGUGCAGGUGAGAGGGUCC
Molecule: messenger RNA, 534 nt
Organism: Geodia barretti
Lineage: Eukaryota; Metazoa; Porifera; Demospongiae; Tetractinellida; Geodiidae
Source: the annotation of a GenBank genome assembly